Papaver somniferum (opium poppy) is the source of this 856-nucleotide messenger RNA. RefSeq lists its product as uncharacterized. The record is from RefSeq and is a predicted model, not a curated record. Lineage: Eukaryota; Viridiplantae; Streptophyta; Magnoliopsida; Ranunculales; Papaveraceae. Bases 99 to 614 code for a protein of 171 amino acids. Gene Ontology annotation, cellular component: chloroplast inner membrane; chloroplast thylakoid membrane. The transcript has 5 exons.
CCACCUGUUAAGUUUUCUCCUCAUUUUCAUCGUCAGUUCAUCACUCACUUCUUUCCCUUUUUCUUCUUUUUCUCUCUGUUAAGGAAAAUCCAUAAACUAUGGCUACUCUCACAAGUUCUUUCGUCUCUACUCGAAACCCUAAGAUCCAAUCAUUUGCAGGUUCUACCUUUGAGCCAAUGGACCAAUGUCUUGUGAAUCUUGCACCUGCUAAAUUGUCUUUCAAUACAAUUCAUCAAAAAAAAGCAAGAAUUUCAACUUCCAAAAGGCCUCUUGUUGUUCGAGCUGCUUAUAGCGGAGAUGGUGGCCGACCUGGCAGUGCAAGUAUUUUUGUUGGUGGCUUUAUAUUGGGAGGAAUAGUAGUUGGAACACUAGGAUGCGUCUAUGCACCACAGAUCAGCAAAGCUCUUGCUGGAGCUGACAAAAAAGAUUUGAUGAGGAAGCUACCAAAGUUUAUAUACGACGAAGAAAAAGCUCUAGAGAAAACAAGGAAAAUACUGACGGAAAAAAUUGCUCAGCUGAACUCGGCCAUUGACGAUGUAUCUUCUCAGCUCCGCACAGAAGACUCCCCUAAUGGAGCUGCCUCUACUUCAGAUGAAAUCGAAGCCGCUGUGUAAGAAGUAUGAUGAUGCAGUGUAGUUUUCUUUUACCCCAUAUACUUCCACAUUAAAAAAAUACUUCAAAUUGUUUUGAUAUUUUGGUAUUUCUGCUUUCUUCAUAGAGAUGGUUGUCAAUCAUUGAUUUUGUCAACCUUAAUUUCUUUUUAAUUAGGCAUGUUAUAUCUGAUGAUGGUAUACCCUGCAUGACCAUCACCAGAUCAACAUUCGUUUUCCAUUCAUAUAGGCAUCCCCCAGCGAUC